CGCGCGCCGCACUCUCCGAUCCGCUGCUCAUACGAUGCUGAAGAUCUUCAGCGCAUCGGGCCGGUUCCUGGGCGGCAUUCAGCGAUGACAGUUUGAUCUCCCACGAAAACCGGUUUGCACCCUCGUACACAUCGGGGCUUUACGCACAGCAUGGUUCGUGUAGACCAAACGGCACAGAGGCGCACUGAAAUGGGACUUGGAAAGUUACUUAUGCCGAAUGAAGCUUAUUCUUCAUCUGGGCGGACUCAGUGAACGGGAGGUUCUUCACUGGCAAAAGACUCGUCUUGGGGAUAACAACAGCAUUCGCCUGGAGCAGAGACUAACUUUUGGUUAUUGGAAUGAGAAUAACAUAGCAUUAUUGAUUAUGAGCGAAUUAUCACCCGUCUAAUCACAUUGUAGGAGCCGUUAUCAACUGUUCGUGAACUAGAGGCGUUUGCGCUGUGGAUUGGGAAUAUACUGUUUGAUCAAACAUUUAAGUAAAUUCAUGAGAGUAGAAACAGUGGAUACAAAGGGAGGAAAGUAUAUGUGAUUACUGAAAAACCAAUAUAUCUGUGCACUGGAGACGUAAACUGUGCAUGCGUAAUUGCGCAAAGUUGUAAUCUAAACAAACUCGCACCUACAACGGAGUUUAACGAUAUUCAAGUUUGAGACAUAAAUGUGAAGGAUUAGUCUUUUACUGAGUUGCACGCGACCUCGCUUCUUUGAGCAAAGACGCGAAAGAGACACUCGAAAAUUACGCGCACAACUGUGGCUGGACGGUGGAGGAGCAACAUGUACCCGGCGUACCGGACAAACGCGUUCAGUAUCUCUCCAUCUGCUCAUCUGGCAAUGUGUGGGAAUUCGGGAAAAGCGAGAAAGAGACCCUGUUGGAUUGUAAUAUUGCUGUCGGUGAUCCUACAACUGGCGUCAGCACAAGAUGACGUUCCUCCAUACUUUAAAACCGAGCCUGUACCGAGUCAGUUGCACCUGGAGAGGAACCGGUUGGUUCUGACCUGUAUGGCCGAGGGGAGCUGGCCUUUGGAAUUUAAAUGGAUCCACAACGACACAGAGAUCACGCGCUUCUCGCUGGAGUACAGGUAUUUGAUACCGUCUCUGGACAGAUCGCAUGCUGGCUUCUAUCGGUGUAUUGUGAGGAACAGAGUCGGAGCGUUGUUACAGAGGAGAACCGAAGUGCAAGUGGCAUAUAUGGGAAGUUUUGAGGACGGGGAACGAGCCCAAGCCGUAUCCCAAGGAGAAGGAGCGGUUAUACCGGCGCCUCGCAUUCGAUGUUUUCCUCAACCACAGGUUACCUGGUUCAGAGACGGACGCAAAAUCCCCCCAAGCAGUCGAAUAGCCAUUACUCUGGACAAUACGCUGGUCAUCCUGUCCACCGUGGCUCCAGAUGCUGGGAGAUACUACGUGCAAGCCGUAAAUGACAAGAACGGAGAAAACAAGACCGGCCAGCCCAUAACGCUGUCUGUGGAAAAUGUCGGUGGUCCUGCAGACCCCAUCGCUCCCACCAUUGUGAUUCCGCCGAGGAACACCAGCGUCAUAUCCGGCACCUCUGAGGUCACGAUGGAGUGUGUGGCCAACGCUAGGCCAUUGAUAAAGCUGAGCAUCAGUUGGAAGAAGGACGGUGUUCCGGUGAGGAGUGGACUGAGUGAUUUUAACCGUAGACUGACGGUGUUGAGUCCGGUUGUCAGUGACUCUGGCUUCUACGAGUGUGAAGCUGUCCUCCGUAGCAGUAGCGUUCCCUCUGUCAGCGCUGGAGCGUACCUGCAUGUGCUCGAACCACCUCAGUUUGUGAAGGAACCAGAGAAACACAUCACCGCUGAGAUGGAGAAAGUGGUGGACAUUCCCUGCCAGGCCAGAGGUGUCCCUCAGCCUGAUAUCGUGUGGUAUAAGGACGCAGUACCCAUAAGCCCCGUGAAGACCCCGCGCUACAGAGUGCUGGCAGGGGGUAGUCUCCAGGUCAACGGCCUUCUGCCUGACGACACCGGAAUGUUCCAGUGCUUCGCCCGCAACCAGGCCGGAGAGGUGCAAACCAACACCUACCUCGCAGUUACGAGUAUAGCACCGAACAUCACGGCGGGGCCUUCCGACAGCACUGUGAUUGACGGCAUGUCAGUUAUCCUGCACUGUGAGACCUCAGGAGCGCCCCGUCCUGCCAUCACCUGGCAGAAAGGAGAACGAGUGCUGGCCAGCGGUUCGGUUCAGCUACCCCGGUUCACUCUUCUGGAAUCAGGAAGUUUACUUAUAAGCCCCUCCCACAUAUCAGAUGCCGGCACCUACACCUGCAUGGCCAGCAACUCCCGUGGCAUAGACGAGGCCUCGGCCGACCUCGUGGUCUGGGCACGUACACGCAUCACUAAUCCUCCACAGGAUCAGAGCGUCAUCAAAGGAACAAAAGCCACCAUGACCUGUGGUGUGACACAUGACCCCAGCGUCUCAGUCAGGUUUGUUUGGGAGAAGGAUGGUCAGGUGAUCAUCCCCCAGUCUCUGCCUCGAAUGCGACUGGAUGUCAACGGAACGCUGCACAUCUCUCAGACCUGGUCAGGUGACAUCGGCACAUACACCUGCAGAGUGACAUCAGUGGGCGGCAAUGAUUCCCGCAGCGCACACUUACGCGUGAGGCAGUUGCCUCAUGCCCCUGAGAACCCCACCGCAGUGUUAAGCACCUCAGAGAAGAGAGCCAUAAACCUCACGUGGGCCAAACCUUUUGACGGGAACAGCCCUCUCAUUCACUACAUUCUGGAAGUAUCUGAAAACAACGCUCCUUGGACGGUCCUGUUGGCUAACAUUGAGCCAGAGUCGGCCGCUGUAACGGUCAACGGGUUGAUCCCGGCACGCUCAUACCAGUUCCGUCUGUGUGCCGUCAACGACGUUGGCAAAGGCCAGUUCAGCAAGGAGACUGACCGGGUCUCUCUUCCAGAAGAGCCACCCAGCGCUCCCCCUCAGAACGUCAUUGCCAGUGGCCGCACCAACCAGUCCAUCAUGAUUCAGUGGCAGCCACCACCAGAAAGCCACCAAAAUGGCAUCCUGAGAGGAUACAUCAUCCGGUAUCGCCUGACCGGUCUGCCUGUGGAUAUCCAGUAUAAAAACAUCUCCAACCCUGAUGUCACCAACCUCCUGCUGGAGGAUCUCAUCAUCUGGACUAAUUAUGAAAUCGAGGUGGCUGCCUAUAAUGGAGCUGGACUAGGUGUUUACUGCCAUAAGGUUACAGAGUGGACACUCCAGGGAGUUCCCACCAUCGCUCCAGGCAACGUGAAAGCAGAGCCCGUCAACUCCACCACUAUCCGCUUCACCUGGACAGCCCCGAACCCGCAGUUCAUUAACGGCAUCAACCAGGGCUACAAGCUGUUAGCAUGGGAGCCAGGAAAGGAAGAUGAGAUGACAGUAGUGACAGUUCGGCCAAACUUCCAGGACAGCGUUCACGUGGGCCACAUCACCGGCUUGAAGAAGUUCUCGGAGUACUUCACCUCUGUGCUCUGCUUCACCACACCUGGAGAUGGUCCUCGCAGCUCUCCACGACGCCUGCGCACACAUGAAGACACUCCUGGUGCUGUGGGUCACCUGAGCUUCACUGAGAUUCUAGACACUUCUCUCAAAGUCAGCUGGAGAGAACCCAAUGAGAAGAACGGUGUUCUGACUGGGUACCGUAUAUCAUGGGAGGAGUACAACCGUACUAACACUCGGGUUACACACUACCUGCCUAAUGUUACUCUGGAAUACAGAGUCACUGGACUAACCGCUCUCACCACGUACACCAUUGAGGUGGCCGGAAUGACCUCUAAGGGUCAGGGUCAGCUGUCAUCUUCAACAAUCUCUUCAGGAGUACCACCAGAGCUUCCCGGGCCUCCCACAAACUUGGCCAUCUCAAACAUCGGCCCUCGAUCAGUAACCUUACAGUACAAGCCAGGAUAUGAUGGCAAGACUUCAAUUUCUCGUUGGCAGGUGGAGGCCCAGGUGGGUAUCAUUGGAGAGAAUGAGGAUUGGGUGAUGGUCCAUCAGCUGGCCAAUGAGCCUGAUGCUCGCUCUCUGGAGGUCUCCGGCCUCAACCCCUAUACCUUUUAUAGGUUCCGUAUGCGUCAGGUGAACAUAGUGGGCACCAGUCCACCCAGCCAGCCUUCCAGAAAGAUCCAGACCCUUCAGGCUUCUCCUGAUAUUGCCCCCGCAAAUGUCACCCUGCGGACAGCCAGCGAGACCAGCCUCUGGCUCCGAUGGGUGCCUCUUCCUGAAUGGGAGUACAACGGGAACCCUGAUUCGGUGGGAUACCGUGUGCAGUACAGCAGGACUGGAGCUCAGUCUAAAGCCCUACUGCACGUCAUCGCUGACCGCUUGGAGAGAGAGUUCACCAUCGAGGACCUGGAGGAGUGGACGGAGUAUGAGGUCAGAGUUCAGGCCAUCAAUGGCAUCGGAGCAGGACCGUGGAGUCAACCCGUACGCGGAAGAACCCGAGAGUCCGUCCCAUCUUGUGGUCCCACAAAUGUUUCUGCAUUUGCCACUACCUCCAGCAGCAUUCUGGUCCGCUGGUUUGAAGUUCCCGAAACUGAUCGGAAUGGACUUAUCCUGGGCUACAAGGUGGCAUAUAAGGAGAAGGAUUCAGACUCUCCACUACAGUUCUGGACGGUGGAAGGAAACGCCAGCCAUAGUGUUCAGCUGACCGGACUGGGGAAGUAUGUUCUGUAUGAGAUCCAGGUGCUAGCCUUCACCCGCAUCGGAGACGGCCGACCCAGCUCUCCUUCAAUCCUGGAGCGAACCCUUGAUGAUGUUCCCGGGCCGCCUGUCGUCAUUCUGUUCCCUGAAGUCCGGACCACCUCGGUCAGACUCAUCUGGCAGCCACCUUCCCAGCCCAACGGGAUCAUACUGGCCUAUCAGAUCACAUACCGCCUGAACUCCACCAAUAGCAACACGGCCACGUUUGACGUCUUGAACUCCAGCGCACGGCAGUAUACCGUCACCGGACUGAGGCCGGAAUCCGUGUACGUGUUCCGUAUCAGAGCGCAGACACGCAAGGGAUGGGGAGAGGCAGCAGAGGCUAUAGUGGUCACCACAGAGAAAAGAGCUCGGCCCCAGCCCACCAGCCGUCCCACAGUCCCUCAGGAAAACGUACAGGCACGCAGCGUGCUGUUGUCAUGGGAACCAGGCAGCGACGGUUUAUCACCGGUCCGGUAUUACACAGUUCAGGUCCGAGAGCUGCCCGAGAAGAACUGGACGGUUCAUUCUGCUUCUGUCAGCCAUGACUCCAGCUCCUACAUCGUAGACAGACUGAAGCCCUUCACCUCCUAUCAGUUCAGAGUGAAGGCCACUAAUGACAUCGGAGACAGUGACUACAGUGAAGAGAGUGAAGCCAUCACAACACUACAGGAUGCUCCAGAUGAAUCUCCCACAAUCCUGACUGUCACGCCACACACCACAACCUCUGUGCUGAUUUGCUGGCAGCCCCCUCCUGAGGAGAAGAUUAACGGGAUCCUGCUGGGCUUCCGAAUCCGAUAUCGGGAGUUGCUUUAUGAUCGACUCCGAAGUUUCAGCGUUCACACCAUCAGUGGUGCUUCAACCAGCUGGGCAGAACUGACCUCUCCAUAUAGUUUGCGGAAUCUCAGCGAGCCGUCCCUCACUCAGUACGAGCUGGACCAUCUUAUGAAGCACAAGCGAUAUGAAAUCAGAAUGAGUGUGUACAAUGCUGUUGGUGAGGGACCUACUAGCUCACCACAGGAAGUCUUUGUUGGUGAAGCAGUUCCCACUGCCCCGCCUCAAAAUGUGAUCAUCCAAUCAGCUACCGCCACACAAUUUGAUGUGACGUGGGACCCGCCUCCGCUGGAAACUCAGAAUGGAGACAUUCAGGGUUAUAAGAUUUUCUUUUGGGAAUAUCAACGGAAAAACGAGACUGAGAAACUGCGGACACUCUUCCUGCCAGAGGGAGGGGUGAAGCUCAAAAAUCUAACGGGCUACACCACCUACAUGAUCAGUGUUGCUGCUUUCAACGCAGCGGGCGAUGGGCCACGCAGUCCACCGACCAGAGGAAGAACCCAACAAGCUGCUCCCAGCGCUCCCAGUUUCAUCCAUUUCAGUGAGCUCACCACCACCUCUGUCAACGUGUCGUGGGGCGAGCCUGUCUUCCCUAAUGGCAUCCUCGAGGGUUACAGACUCAUCUACGAGCCCUGCAUGCCCGUGGAUGGCGUCAGUAAGAUCGUGACGGUGGACGUGAAGGGGAACGCCCCCCUGUGGCUGAAAAUCAAAGACCUAGCGGAUGGCGUCACGUACAACUUCCGCAUUCGUGCCAAAACCUUUACCUAUGGUCCAGAGGUGGAGGCCAACAUCACCACAGGACCUGGUGAAGGAGCCCCGGGCCCUCCUGGUGAGCCCUUCAUCUCUCGAUAUGGUGCCGCCCUCACCAUCCACUGGGCCAAUGGGGAUCCUGGGCGAGCACCCAUCACACGAUAUGUUAUCGAGGCCAGACCCUCAGAUGAAGGCUUGUGGGACAUAUUAAUCAAGGACAUUCCCAAGGAAGUGACAUCAUACACCUUCAACAUGGAUAUCUUGAAACAGGGAGUCAGUUAUGACUUCCGGGUCAUUGGGGUCAAUGACUAUGGGUACGGGUCUCCAAGCCAACCGUCACCAUCCAUAUCAGCCCAAAAAGUGGCUCCAUUCUAUGAGGAAUGGUGGUUUCUGGUUGUGGUCGCUCUGGUCGGCCUCAUUUUCAUCCUGCUUCUAGUUUUCAUCCUCAUCAUCAGAGGCCAGAGCAAGAAAUAUGCCAAGAAAUCUGACUCAGGCAACAAUUCCAACUGCAACGCACUGGCGCAUGGAGAGAUGGUCAGUCUGGACGAGAGCCGCUUCCCUGCCCUGGAGCUGAACAAUCGUCGACUGUCAGUCAAAAAUUCCUUCUGCCGCAAAAAUGGUGUCUAUACCAGAACAUUUGAAAACCACAUGAGGGACAAGACUCGCUGUGCUGAAACGUUCUCAAAAGUAGGAUACAGCCCUCCAGGAAAGGAGGCGCUUGUUUUCUCCUUUAAGACUGGGGGCCUCCAAACUCUUCCAACUCAAUGGGGCAGUGACAGCGAAUACGAGGUGGACCCCAACCGGCAAAAGACCCAUUCGUUUGUCAACCACUACAUCAGCGACCCUACCUACUACAACUCCUGGCGCAGACAGCAGAAGGGAAUCUCCCGAGCGCAGGCCUACAACUACACCGAGUCCGAGUCCGGAGAGCCCGAACACUGCGCCCCUCCGCCCCCUCUGCCACCUCUGCCCCCUCUACCCCCGUUCCCCCCACAGCUCAGUUCCCCUACGCCCCAAAGCCAGUCCCAGACUGGCAGCCUUUUUAGACCGAAGGGCAGCCGGACUCCCACUCCAUCCCAGCAGAGCUCCAACCCGCCCAGUCAGCACGGCACACUUUACCGGCCCCCGAGCAGCUUGGCCCCUGGCUCCCGGGCCCCCAUCGCCGGCUUCUCCUCCUUUGUUUGACAGAAUGAAGAUAUCGGUACAUGGAAACACCAAACGAAGGCAGGGGGAGGGGGGAUCUCUUGUUUUCCCAAACGCCUGGUCAAACUCACAGAACAACAACAAACAUCAGCCCUAGAUCUGUUGUGCUUUACUUGUCAUCGCAAGCUCAUUUUUAUUUUUGUAUUCCUCCUUUGAUCACAGUUUAUUUUUCGUUCAGGUUUUUUUGUUUUCUUUCUCUGCUAAUGUGUGUUUUCAGUGUGUUUCACUCACAAUGAAAGACAAUCACUUGGAAAGACACGUAAACACAUCCGUGAGCUUCGUUUGUUUCGCUUUGGGUUGAUUUUGUUGUGCUGCCUCAACAAACUGCAUGGCUUUUUUUUUUUUUGGUUCAAACCAUUCUUUUUGUUUGCUUUUUCAUUUUGUUGAUAUUGGUUCUUUUGUUUUAUCGAGUUCCACAAAAGUGUACAAUACAAAACUAAGAUAUGAAUGCUGGACAGAAGCACCAACACGCAACAGGCUAUGGAGUAAAUCUCAGCAUUUGGAUCACCAGCGGUGACUAACAUCUAUUAAAACGCAUCUAUUUUUUUUUUUUACUGUGGUAUUUUUGUUCUUAAACAGAUGACAUAGUACUUUGGUGAUUAUGAGAGGUUAAAGUUCAUUCGACUAGAGACUAUGAUCUGAUAAAGACCCGCCUGCUCUUAGCACGUUUGAGUUGGAAAGCCAGCAUCAUUUAUUGAUGUCACAGUUCAGUUUUAACCAGUGUUCUAAAAAGGCCAAAGGUCAUAUUAAGUGCUUAAUGCUAAUCUGUGUUUUGAAUGUUUUUUUUUUUCCCAGAUGUGAAAUGUAGAUUGCGCGAGUAUAUUUGCCGUGUGAAACUGAUAGAUGAAAGGCCAAAUAUGUAAGAAUCUGAUUUACUAUGAUGUUAUUGUCCUAUUGCUCUGGAUUGAUUCAGAUUCAGAGGAUUCGUGUCAGCAGCGGGUGUGUACUGUAUGUGUGUGUUACUUGGUGGGCGGGGUCAUUUGUUGCUCCUUUUGAUUUGACUCUAUGAUGUCAUCCUGAGCUUCAGGUUGCACUUCCGCCGUGCAACCGGUAACAUCCGACACAAACGUAAAAUAAACAGCGGUGUAUAUGAGACAUUUGCCAGCAUCUCAGGCGGAGCUGGAAGUCAAACGUACCCAUUAAAGAGUUCCUGUUCACACCGAUUUUCACUUUACAUGACUCUGCCAGUGAUGUCAUCUUCGCCGUUCACAUAGAUCAUCUGGCAACACGUGACAUCAUAGGAGCAGAUGACAUUUUCAAAGAUUGUGCAACCAAGCAAAUGUAUUGUACCUGUGAACUUCAGACCAUGGAUUUUCACCACUUCGCUUUGACGCGGCUGUUCAAAGUUACUGAAGAUAAAAGAAAACCAACUAAGGGACCCGGCACCACGCCAGCAGGGAACUGAACGGCACUUGCAACAGCUUACUUGUGAGGUUUAACGAUGUUGUUUGCUUUUUCCUUUCCGUGAAGUGAUUUUACUGUCUGUAUAAACAAGGUCAAUCACAUGCUCAGUCUGCCUGAACACAGUAUAUUCCUAAAUAAAUUAUGUUUUCUGCAAAAGUUA
Messenger RNA from Pimephales promelas (fathead minnow), 9025 nucleotides. Lineage: Eukaryota; Metazoa; Chordata; Actinopteri; Cypriniformes; Leuciscidae. The record is from RefSeq and is a predicted model, not a curated record.